CUUCCUACCAGCACCUGUAAAGCUCAGUCACUAACACGUUUAACAGCUGUCAGUUUGUCGUUUCACAGGGGGAAAUAUGUCCGACUGUUUGUGGGCUCUGAGCAGUUGCCAGGCAACCAGCAGAGACUCCAGGAAGUUACUGCUCCUAGCCAAGAAGCCGUUAUUCCCACCCAAGAAAACGUUGCUUUGAAAAGGAGCUGCACGCUGUUUGUUCUUCGGCUGGUUUCGCUUGUUAACAAACUACUGAAAAUAUACCGGUUUCCAGACGGUGUCCCUGUUUGGAUUUUACAUCUCACUUCAUCCCAGAUCUCAGUGAGAGGACGUCUUCAGCCCAUGAAAACUGUGAUCCUGCCGUCCAAGAUGAUGUUUAGAGGAAAACCUCUGACGACUGCAGCUUUGCUGAUACUUGUGAUGAAUGUCUUCAGAGGACAGACCCUCACAUGUCAUCGAGCAGAGUAUCUGAUAGGGAAUGAAUGCUGUCCAAUGUGUCCUGCUGGAACUCGAGUUAAAACAGAUUGCACAGAGAUCAGAAAUACUUCCUGUCUGCCCUGCGUAGAGAGAACCUUCAUGAAUCAGCCUACUGGACGUAAACAGUGUUUUCCCUGUACAAACUGUGAUGCAGGUUCUGGUUUAAAGACAAAGACGUCAUGUACAACAACAUCAGAUGCAGUUUGUGAACCACUGGAGGGAUUCUACUGUGUGGACUCUGCAGACGGCGGCUGUGUGGCCACACAGAAACACACAAGCUGUCGACCAGGACAAUACAUCCGUCAGAACGGAACAGCGUUAAGAGACACAGAGUGCUCUGACUGCAGUGGGGGGACAUUUUCAGAUGGGACAUUUACAUCCUGUCGGCCACACACACAAUGUGGAUCAAUAAAUCUUCAGCUGAGAGCAGGAACUGCUUCAGCUGAUGCUGAAUGUGGAGAACAAAGUUCAGACACGACAGGAACUGGGAUCAUUGUUGCUGCUGCUGUUGUUGGGCUUUUUUUAUUAAUUGGAGCGUCUGUAGCUGUAUUGUACUAUGUCAGAAAGAAGAAAAACAAAAGAAAAACAAAUGCAGAAAAUCCCCAACAGUUCACAAAACACGAGAGUGGAGAAGAAACAUCAGGGAUGAUUUGAAACAGAUGUUCACAGCAGCAGGUUGAGACACUUCCUGUUUAAACGUGCAACGAUUGAAUUUCACUCACUUCUUGAUGUAUGCUGUUAAAUGAACCACAUCCUGUGAGAUGUAAAAUUACAUAUAGAAAGUUAUAUCUUGAAAAAAAUAAAUGUAGUUAUUUAAGCCGUAAUGCCUCAGAAAAUAACAAUAUCUUUUCCUGCUUAAAUCAAUAUUUUUAUAUGAACAAUGUGUCAAAUGACCAUGUGUCAUGUCGAUGAUGACGGACGCACAGCUCCUCUGACUGAUAAACCCACUGUUCACUACCUGCCAGCACUAAACAGCAGACAGACACAAGGAGCUACAACAGUGAACAUAGUGGAACAUUUAGCUAAAGAGAAAAGUUCUUCUCUCAGCACAUAGAGUAUGGGACAUCACACCCCCGCAUGGCCUCUAUUCAUGCCUCACAAACAAACUAUCUGUUGUUUAUUGUGAUUUUACUUUUCAUUAACAAGUCCAGCUAAUGCACACCUGGUAGACAGGUGUAAAGGAACGCAGGCUUGAAAGAAAAGGUUGAAUUCCCACACUGAGCUUCUUAAAGACACAAUAUUUUGGACCUUUUCAACCUUUUCUUUCACAGUUUUUCAUCAAUGAGAAAUUUAUAAAUUUAUAAAUUUAACUAUAAUUACUAAUAACUUUGUCGAUCAGGGUUUUGCACCAUCAGCUUAUAAUCUAUGAUGCGUUGUUGGCAAUAACAUUAAGCAACAGUAUAUUAAGUAGUUAAUAUUAGUUCAACCAUGAGCAACUACAAGAGUAAAAUGCUACUUACACAUUCAUGGAUCAGUACCAACCCAGUAAUAUAUAGCAGCACUAAACACAGUGUUACACACAGCCAUUUUCUGCAUAAUGACUAUUUUACUGAUAACAUUUUGAACGCAGGAUUUACACGAAUGCCUCUCUCACCGCUGCUGUAACUUGUCACUUCCCAGUGACCAGUGUGUCACUACAUGUGGGUCUUAAAUUCUGUAUUCGUGAUGUAGGCUUUAAAGCUUUUGUCCUGUAACAAAGCAGUGUGCCUUCUUUGUUUUCUUGUGUUUGAGAGACUUUUAUCUAUUGUUUAAUGUAUCUCAUUGAAUUGUUUUAAAUGAAUUUUGUUUUACUUUGCUCUUUAUUGUUUUGAAUGUUGUUCUAAUGCAUUCCUUCACUUUGUGUUACACACUUUGAACUGCCUCUGUGUUUCAAAGCUGCAAUACAAAUAAAGUUUCCUUGCCUUGACUAACUCA
Messenger RNA from Siniperca chuatsi (mandarin fish), 2382 nucleotides. Its product is annotated as tumor necrosis factor receptor superfamily member 14-like. Gene Ontology annotation, biological process: defense response to Gram-negative bacterium; apoptotic process; negative regulation of alpha-beta T cell proliferation. Bases 334 to 1122 code for a protein of 262 amino acids. NCBI's taxonomy places the organism in Eukaryota, Metazoa, Chordata, Actinopteri, Centrarchiformes, Sinipercidae. Gene Ontology annotation, molecular function: transmembrane signaling receptor activity; protein binding. The record is from RefSeq and is a predicted model, not a curated record. The transcript is spliced from 10 exons. Gene Ontology annotation, cellular component: external side of plasma membrane; membrane.